ACAUUCAAAUGUGGAUUUCACUCGUGGCUAGACGUGUUCCUCCUCUUGUGGUUUGUGGUGGAAAAUCAAGAGUCACCAGUGCUAUAGAGAGACUCUUGUGAGCAAAGCUAAAAAUUUUCCCAUCGCCUGUUCAUUUUUCAACAAUCCCCGAGCCGAGGUGGUUUCUUAUACUUGGCGCUUAUUUUUUUUUUGCAAAAUCGCAACUUACCUCAAAGACUGUGUUUCUCGCGCGGGAAUUCUAUUUUCCCUUGUAACUGUUGUUUUAAUUUUUUUCACAUUUGUUACUUUGGUGUGCUAUUACCCACCUUUUGCGGGAAGAAUUGCAAGAAGUCGUAAUUUUCGCGAGAGAGUGCAAUUUUCAAGUGGCAAUCGCGAAUUACAAUAUCGAUUUACCAACCUAUAAAUUAUCCCAUACAAUUUGGACUUGGGAGAAUCAUACGCAAGAUUAUAAACACAAAAGUGAGGAUAUAAUAGUAUUCUUGAGUAGUUUUUUUUCUCUAUUAACCAACUGUGCACCGCAACAUUAUUGGAAUAUUAAACAUUUUUGCGGAAGUUCAACAAAAUCAAAAGUUCCUUUUAUGUGCAUCUACUGAAGGAUCGCGAGGAUCACGAGAUCUGCUCCUCUGCUGAUCGAAACAUCCCUCAAACAAAUUUGCUGCUGCCUUUCUGUAGCAUCGUUAAUAUGGAUGUCAGCAACAAAAUGUGCCGAACGAGGCGGAAACUUCUGCUCUAUGUUGGUAUUUUUUUCAUCAUCACCUUCGUGCCUUGUUAUGGGUCAAAGCUAACUCGACCAUCAGCCAGUCUGAUAGCGAGACGAGCGGGCGCCACACAGUAUGCUGAGCACCUUGAGAGCAGCUCCGAGGAGCGCAGGAGACAUGGGAUUAGCAAGCGUCUUGUAAAUAGCGACACGGGGGAGUAUGAGGUAUAUCAGGGUGUCUUGGGUAGGGCGGGAAUUGACUUCCCCGUACUACCAGGUAUCCCCAAAACUACAUUCAAUUGCAAAUCCGUGGGGAAUGGAUACUUUGCGGAUCUGGAUACUGAGUGCCAGGUUUUCCACAUUUGCGAUGAUGGUCGAAAGAUCUCGUUCCUCUGCCCCAAUGGCACAAUUUUUCGGCAGACGGACCUCAUCUGUGACUGGUGGUUCAAGGUGAACUGUGCCGCAUCACCAAGUCAAUACGCCGAAAGUGCAGAGACUCUUGCGAGAUCCCAGAACCGACGCUCAUCCGCACCGGCAAAGUUGCAGACACUCACUGAGACAGAGGUGCGCAAUGAUACCGAGCCUGAAUUGCCAAAGAGUGAGCUUCAGGUGACAAAAUUGCCAUCAGCUACAAGGAAGAGCUACAAGGAGUCACGCGUACGCACAGGACCUACAAAACUGAGAUCACGGCAGUAUUCGAGCUUUGAGUACAGCUCCCAACAGGAUGGAUCGAAUGAAAGCUACGACUUUGAGGACUUUAUUGUACCACGUAGAAGACCCAGCUAUAGAACCCGAGUGCCCGUUCGGUUGGUAUCUCAUCCGGACUUUGAUCAUAUUUAUAGGAUCAAUUACAGAGGACCUCCAUUGACCUUCCGCGUGGAUCCAGCUUCAAAGGAGAGUCAGGAAUUCGCAGAGAGUGCAUCAUUCUUGAAACAGAGGAACACAUUCAAUGGAUACACCUAUCAGCAACCCGACAAGAGGGUAAAGCUCAACAAUGGGGAUACCGAGACAACAACCAGCCCAGCUCCAAUGUCAACGGACACACCAAAUCCCACAGCCCUGCCACGCCGAGGAACAGCAGUGUACUCAACAAUAAAUAGUAUUCAGGAUGAAAUUAAAUACACCACCCAGGCACCCAUAGAUAGUCGCAAAGUCAACAAAUACACCACAGCACGAAGACUGGAGUCUUCCCGAACAACGCCAUAUUACACCCCAACAGUGCCAACAGUGUCUAGCCGUUCGCAAUUUGAACCCGCACGUCAGGUUUCAACAGUUUCCCCAGCACCGUCCUCCACGACAGCUGCAUCUCCUGUAUCCUUGGAAGAGAAUCCCAUCCAUGUGCCUGAGAUUGAGACUGAACGAGAACAUGCCAUGGAAAUGAUGAAGACACUGAAGGAAUUGGAAAUGGUUACAUCAUCACCAACUGCACCCACACCGGCUGAAGCAGAAAAGAGCAAUAUUGGUCAGAGGGUUGGUUUGCAAAUUCCUCCAUCUUCAGGCCCAGAUACCCUGCACUCUCUUGCCCUUUACUUUGCCACAGCUAUGGACAAUAUAGCAAGGAAUAGUACAACGGAAAGGAGUGUCUCCACAACAGAUGGGAUCACGGCAAGCCUGGAAGCUGCGACGGAAGCUAAGGGAAUAGUUGGGGCUCUUCUUCGCAAUGAAACCGUUAGCAAUUAUGAGAAAUUAUUCCAACCUCAAUCAGCGGAAGCGACAACACUUCCAGCUACAACAGAAGUCCCAGAAACAACAACACCAGACCUACUUUCCCGCAUAGCUUCGAUUCCUUUGACAGACAACAACGAUCUUGAGGGGCAGCACUCGAAAAAUCCAAUUAUAUCUGCAGCUGGUACUCAGCAAAUUCGUGAAUUGGCACAAGUCUUCACACACGCUCUGUCAGCAUACCUCCAUGAUCCGAUUAUGUUUAGAAAAGUUUUGUCUGAAAUCCGUCCAACUGAACCACCGCCACCACCACCAGAGACAAAUGAAGUUGUCUCAAGUCGCUUCGGACGCACGGAAGAUUUUGCAAAGCGCGACAAUCAGAUCAGUACGCAAGGCGUAACGUACCUGCCCACAACCCCAUCAACCACAACAACCACUGAAGAUCUUGAAGUACUUGAUUUCUCAGACGUAACAAUUUCCACAAAGAGAGACAUCACAAAUGAACCCCUAACUCCAGCUAGUGUCACAGCAACACCAUCAAAGGAGAAGAGUUCAACAUUUGAUCUGGUUAAGACUCCAGGAUCAGACUUGAUAUCGGAAAAUCUAGAACGAUCAGCUAGCAAGUACUACAAUAAUAAGAAUAACGAUGAAGACAAUGAAAUUCCCACAACAACGGAAAAUCAACUUGCUGCAGAGAUCAAUGGAGAACUCACAAUUUCCACAAUUUUCCCCUAUUUAUCGGGAGAUAGUCGUGAGAAUGAGGGAAAUUUCAGCCUGGAUGAAAAUAGCUAUUUCCCAAUGGAUUCCGGAGAAGUCAAAAGGAAUGUGAGCUCAUCAAAACCAUAUGGAUUUGAUGUAAUUGGACAGCUUCGUGUGGAAAAUCUUGUAACAUCAACAGCAGCACCAGUUCCGGCUAAUAGAUGGGGUUCUGACGUAACAACCGAUGCUCCCUAUUCAACGGUUAUUCCAGUGAGUCUCUCAUCUGACUUGACGCCACCUGAGAAAAAGGAGAAGUCCACGACAAAUGCCAAUAAGCCCAGCAUUUUGAUUCUUCCACCACCUAAACUAGAAGACGAAGAGAAUCUUCAACGGGCUCAAAGUCAAUCUCUCGUUGCAUCUGGAAAUCAAAUCCUUGCUGAUCGUAAAGGAAAGGCCUUCCCUUCAUCUACUGAAGCCCCUGUGUCGACAACGAUUGCCUUUGAGUCAACAACACCUGAACCAAGAUUUGAUUUUAGUCACACAAGUGGAGAAAGUCUAUCAACGACAUUUGCUCCCUUAUCUCAGGUAAAGGGACACUACAUUACAAAAGCUUUACCAGAAACAACCACAGUUAGCUCACCUGAGGCACCAACUACAACUGAUUUCCCAGAUGUUGGAAAAUUCAGUCCAAAUCCCUGGUCAACGCUAGCCUAUACGAUAUUCCUGGAUCCUCUGACGAUAAAUGAUGGUCUAAUGAAUUCAGGUGAAGAAGAAUCAACGUCAGGCAAUGCAAAAUUGAUUAAUGGGCUACCAAGAACAACAGUUCCCUACACAGGGGAACUUACAACGGAAGCUACAAGUACAAAGUUUGGUUUGCGCAACUCCUUUGAUGAUGAUCAGCAGCAAAAACCGCAAAAUGUGACGACUAAUGUGAAAGAUGCCAUGAAACGUCGUGCCAAUGAGAUGUUUGGAGGUCUCAAUGAGACAUCUGUUAACCAUUUGAUGAAUGUUAUGAAGAAGGCGGAUAGCAAUAAGACCGUGAGGCGCCUUAUUCUUCUCCUCAUACAAACUUGUGAUGAAGACUACACGAAAACCGUUGAGGAGUCGCGGAAGGCUCUCCUUGAUGCACUUAUUGGCAUGGAUCGCAAUGACAUUGAAGACAAUAUUCAAAUACUUAAUACAAAUCAACUUCGCGGACGUGGUAGCCGAAAGAUUCGGCUGCAGACGGCAAAUGGUCACAAUGUGAUUGUUGAUAGUAGUACGUCGUCAGUUCCUAUUACAACAUAUCGGAGAGUUGUGACUGCUGAAGCACCAUCAACGACAUCAACAACACAACCACCACCUACGACACCAACGGAGGCUGCAGAAACGACAACUCUACUCCCUGAGACGACAACAACACUGCCAAGGUUAAGGGAGCUAAGUGGACGCUUCCAAGCUGAUGAGGCCAUUUCUGCGGAGACGCUGAGCACUUUUGAUGACUUCGGUCGACGCACAACCCCACUUCAGUCAUACACAAGCACAACGCAACCACCUGAGGAGCCCACCACAAUCUUCCCCAUUUACUACCAUUCUAGCGAAACAACGACGCAACCACCGCCCGCGGAAACAGUCCCACCAUCCACAACCACAACUACAACCACCACAACAACCUCCCGACCACGUCCACCACGGAUUCACAUAUCAAAUGACGAAGCAACAAAGAGGGUUGGUAAAAGUCUCGAAAUGCUCCUUGGGCACCAUCCGGGUAACACAGUCCAGCAGAAGCGUUCUGAUGAGCGCGCCCUUGAACUCCUAAAGUCUCUGUACGCCCUCGCAGCCAAGUGGGGUCGACGGUAAACACGGGCAAUGUCUUCCGGACAUAUCCUUUUGUGAAUAAAUCCUCCUGCAAUGUGUGUAGGUGAAUGAGGUGCCAAGUGAUUUAAUUGCCUGUUACGUGUAUGCUGUUGGUGAGUUUAUUUUUUUCAGUGUGAAUGAGGAGGUUUCUUUCGAUUUAUUUAUAACGCAAUUCCUUCACUAUAUAUUACUCAAUCCAUGACCCUCCUCCUCCCAGCAAUCAUCCCCCAUGAUGCCAUUUCUAUUCAUUCUUCAUUUAUGAAUAUUACUUCCACAUUCCCUUUUAUUGGGCUUAAUCUACCCUCGCUUGCAUAACAUCCCCUUUCCCCCCAAGAAAUAUCCUGCUUCCUGGACAGUGUAUUCUGCUUUCGGUGCUGGAAAAACGCUUCUCUUAUUUUUUUUGUUUAACACCCAUUCCAUUCAUUUAUCCAACUUUCGAUUUAAGAAUGAUAAAAUAAUGAACAAGAAAAAAUUGUCCUAAAUUUAGCAAAUUAAGACGAAGAAAGAUAACUGAUACGAAUGUAGAAUUUAUUAUUUGAGAUAUUUUCUUGUUAACGAUGGCAUAUUCCGUAUAUAAGAAAUUUUCCACAAUAUGCCCUUUUGCUUGUGGUUUGCGUGAAUGUAAAAAAAAAAAUGGGUGAGUCUUUAUAUUUUUCUGGAGUCUGAAUCAAUUUAUGAAAGAAAGAAAAACUUUAAAUAAAAAAGCGAACUAUCGCAGAAACUUAGCGCAAGAUAUGAGAUUUUAACUUCAAUUUAUUAAUGAAAAAAUUAGUUUUCUUGUCCUAGUACAUUUUUAAAAUAAACUUUAAGGAAUAUUAAAAAAUGAAGAAAACAAAAAAGCGCGGAAAAAUAUUUUUAAAAAGUAAUUAUUUUAUGUAUAAAAAAUAAUCAAUUACAAAUUUGUGUAUAUAAAAUAUGAGAAAAAAAUUAUAUUAAUGAUUCCUUUUAUUGAUGAAAAA
Lutzomyia longipalpis is the source of this 5853-nucleotide messenger RNA. It is a transcript of the gene thw, whose product is annotated as mucin-2. Lineage: Eukaryota; Metazoa; Arthropoda; Insecta; Diptera; Psychodidae. Gene Ontology annotation, molecular function: chitin binding. Gene Ontology annotation, cellular component: extracellular region. Bases 683 to 4897 code for a protein of 1404 amino acids. The record is from RefSeq and is a predicted model, not a curated record. The transcript has 7 exons.